GCAGAUCUUCAGCACUAGAAGCCUGUAAAGGAUGAGAUUGCAGUCUGUCAGCUGCACCAUGAGCUGAGCCGUAACAGCUCGAAUAGACCCUAACAAAUGGUCUCCAUGCAUGCACUGCUGCGCUUCACAGUAUGAAUUAAUGAUUAUCCUUAUUACCGUCAUUCCAGACAUGUCAUCCUGCUGAGAUCUGGUAAAGGUGGCCUGUAUUUCAUUCAUUAUACUGCAUAUGUCUGAGACUGCACCACAGACUUUAUCUCCUUGGAUGAAGGUGUAUACGGAAAGAAGAAGAAAGGAACUGCAUUAUAUCUAAAGCCCGGGACCUCAGACAUGUGGAAGCUGAACAAGAGCAAAGUUCUCAUAGAAGAUACACCUGAUGAAGAAGGGCAGACUCCGCCGGACCCCCAGAGUAAAGACCAAUUGCUUCAAGCUGAUCUCCAGUCUCCGGUGUCACAGCUUGCUACAAAGGUCCAGGGUGCUAGCUUUCGAGGCUGGAAGGAUGUGACGUCCAUAUUUAACAAAGAUGAUGAACAGCAACUGCUGAAAGGAUCAAAGUCUCCAAAGUCAAAAGUAGCUUCUGUGAAAACAAAAGAUGAAGUUAAAACAGAGAAGAAAUCUGGCUUUUGGGACAGUUUGGCGAUUAAACAAAAUGUUCAGCCUAAGAAAGCUGAUGAGAUUGAGGGCUGGGAACCCCCACAUAUUAUGGUUGAAGACCCCCCAUGCUUUGCAGAAGACCCUUUAGAUGACAAUCAUUCUUGGCAAGGCUGGGAAGAAGAAGGCACAGGAUCCUCUAAGUAUACUAAUUUGGCAAGUUCUGGAAACAGUUCUAGGUGGAGUAUUAAGUCAGCUGGUAAAUUAGUUAGUAUUAGACGGCGGAGCAAAGGCAACCUCACUGAGAAUUGGGAAGAGUUAGAAUGACGUAGCUAGAAAUUUCUCAAUAUGCAAUAUCUUUCCACAGAUUUCAUGUCAUUUUAUACCAAAAUAUCCUAAGUAUUGUAUACCUAUGUACUUUUUGUAUUUAAAGGAGUCCUUCGAAAAUAAAUUUGCACUGGUAAUCUGUUUGUUUUUUUUAAUAUUAGAACAUGUUCUAAAAUGUCUGAAAAGAAACAAAAACCCACCUGUGAAAAUGUUAGGGUGGCCUGGAUUGUGCCUACAUAACACUUGGGUAACUGCAAUGAAAGUUGGUUUUACCAAAAACAGUAAUUCCUUAGCGAAUGUAUACACUGGUUGGAACUUAGACUGCCUUAUACUGUUACCAGUAAAGGGUAUCUGCCUUGCACAUUAAACUGUCAAGUGCCUGUAUUUCACCUUGAUAAUGUAUUUGUGAUGCACAGCUUAAUUUAUUGAUAAAUUAAUUUACGUUUUUGUUGCUUUUAUGAGAGAUUUCUUUUUUAAUAAGAAUGGCAUUUUUGUGUUAGACUUGUGUUAUGCAUAGCAUUUUAUUACAUCAGAUUUUUCCAGCUAGUAUAGUACAUGACCAUUUUAUUAUGCCUAGUUGUAUAAUAUCUAUAUAGAGUUGCCCCUGUACACCAGGUUUUAUACCAUUGUGAAACUACUGGACCCAGCAUGUUUUGCUAUUAAGUAAUAUGUAUUAGGGAUCAUUGGCUCUAUUUUUUUUUUUUUUUUAAAGGAAACCUGACAUAUUUUUAAUGCUUACCUGAACCUUGAAUCAUCAGACUGGUCCUUCUCUCUACCCCUCCAACCAUAUUCCCUGUUUGGUUAUAAGGAGAUAUUUAACAAUCAAGGCCGGUAGGGUAGGGAAAGGCUUCUAGGGACCGCACCAUUGACUCAUGACUUAGCAUGAUGUCAUGACGGGUUAACUUUUAACUUAAUCACCUAUCACCUCUAAAAAUCCCCUAAACUGCAGUAACCUAUAAAUAGUUAAAAAUUACAGAUUUGCAAUUUGGAAAGCCCACUGUAAGCCUAGAAACUGAGCAUGCUGAUACCCAAAGAGGACUAUUAUGCCCAGCAACAUAAUGGAGAGGACUACUUAGACUCUUGUAUUUGUGGGUUUAUAGCAGAGGAAUGCAAGUGAGUAGAAGGAUAAAAAAUUAUUGAUUCAGAAUUGACGUCUUUUAAACAAAUUUUCUGUGUAAUUGUAGUUUAGGGUGGAGGUUUUGAAGUUACAGUGUCCCCUUAAGUACAGAAAAAAGGUUAGUCCUACUUUUCUCUGCUGGAAUCUGCUAGAACUUAAAAAUGUUGCUGUGAACAAACCCAUAGAGCGUCAGAUCUUAAUGGGAGUUGUAGUCCUACAGCCUCCGUAGAAUCACUGGCUUUUUACCUCUGCUGUAGACCAAAAAAUUUAUUUUUACUGUUAUUUCUUAGAAGAAGAAUUUUAAAAGGCUUUAGCAUGUUAGAUUCCUUUUGUUUAGAUGAUAUUUUUGUAUAUAAAGGGAGUAAAAUGUCUUUUUAUUAAAGAUUGUAUUGUCCAGCUUGCCUGUUGUAGACAUGCAUGGUUAAUGGCUAAAACUUUACCAAGGUGAAAUAACUUAGACUGACAGCUUCAGUCGGUCUCUCCAUGCAACGUAGCAUCUGUUCUGUAUGUUUAUUGCAUUGUUUUGUCAAUGUCAUUGUUAAAGUAACUGAAGAAUGUUCUUUGUAUUUUUUUCAUCUUGAAUAAAAACUUCAGUUGCA
This is a messenger RNA of Hyla sarda, 2631 nucleotides long. RefSeq names its product testis development related protein (gene TDRP). Lineage: Eukaryota; Metazoa; Chordata; Amphibia; Anura; Hylidae. Gene Ontology annotation, biological process: spermatogenesis. The coding region runs from base 328 to 915 and encodes 195 amino acids. Gene Ontology annotation, cellular component: cytosol; nucleus. The record is from RefSeq and is a predicted model, not a curated record. The transcript is spliced from 5 exons.